AUGUGUCAAGAAAUCUCCACUGGAGUUUGUAAAGACGAUUUGGCUCUAAAAGCGCCAGGGAAAAUGUCACACUCUAGAUGGCUUAACACAGCCAACAGAUUCCUAAGGCUAUACGUUGCUACCAAUGAGAAUGAGCCCUCUCAAAACCUAGAGAUUAUAGUAAAAGUGUAUGCCGUGUGUUGGUUUGAAAUUAAAUGUCAUUACGCUUGUAAGGAUAGUGCCAGGCACUUGUUUAGCAUUAUUAGUAAAUCUCCUUACCUCCCUGAAGAAAUAAAGAAAGUUAUUGAUCCCGUAAUUGAGAGAAAUGGUUCUGUUGGUCACCCAGAAAAUCUUUUAAUAGCCAUGUUAAGGGAUGAUAGUAAACAUAUUCGAGAAUUAGCUUUAAGAAGAAUUUUAAAAUACAGAUCAACCGCCAAAAAUCGAGGAUGUCAGAAUAUUUCGAGUAAAUAA
Psylliodes chrysocephalus is the source of this 450-nucleotide messenger RNA. NCBI's taxonomy places the organism in Eukaryota, Metazoa, Arthropoda, Insecta, Coleoptera, Chrysomelidae. The record is from the annotation of a GenBank genome assembly.